Ricinus communis (castor bean) is the source of this 2516-nucleotide messenger RNA. Its product is annotated as cyclic nucleotide-gated ion channel 2. The transcript has 8 exons. Lineage: Eukaryota; Viridiplantae; Streptophyta; Magnoliopsida; Malpighiales; Euphorbiaceae. The record is from RefSeq and is a predicted model, not a curated record. The coding region runs from base 176 to 2323 and encodes 715 amino acids.
CCUCACCUCUUCAUGUGCUACGUGACAGACUUCUUCUAUUAUAAUCCCUCCAAAAAUUCCCACACCUUACUUCUCACCCCUCUCUCUCUCUCUCUCUCCCCCAAAAGGAAAAUUCGUUUCUUUCUUCUCUUCACUACCUCUGUUUCUCUCCCAUGGUUGAUCCACUCUUCCCAUCAUGCCUUCUCAGCCCGACUUCCACUUCUCUCUCCAAAGGUGGAUUGGACUGCUUUGCGGCAAGAAUGGGCAGAAUGAUAACAGUGAUAGCAGUGGCGGUGACAGCACUGUUAGAAACAUCGACGACAAUAACAACAUCUCCAGCUCCGUAGAAUGUUAUGCCUGCACCCAAGUAGGUGUUCCUGUCUUUCACUCAACAAGCUGUGACCACGCCCACCAACCCCAAUGGGUCGCUUCAGCCGGUUCUUCUCUUAUCCCCAUUCAAAACCAGCCAGGAGCGAAGAAACCGCCCACAAUUAUCUCGCGUUUCCCAGCGGGACCAUUCGGAGCCGUCCUGGACCCAAGAAGUAAGCGCGUACAGAAAUGGAACCGGGCCUUCCUUCUUGCACGUGGCAUGGCUUUAGCCAUCGAUCCGUUAUUCUUCUACUCGUUAUCAAUCGGCAGGGGAGGAGCUCCUUGCCUUUACAUGGACGGUGGAUUAGCCGCAAUCGUGACGGUCCUUCGCACGUGUGUGGACGCCAUACAUUUGUGCCACUUAUGGUUGCAAUUCAGAUUAGCGUAUGUGUCCAGGGAGUCGUUAGUUGUCGGAUGUGGGAAACUCGUGUGGGACGCACGUGCCAUAGCGUCACACUAUGUUCGGUCUUUGAAAGGCUUCUGGUUUGAUGCCUUUGUUAUACUGCCAGUUCCUCAGGCUGUGUUCUGGUUGAUUCUUCCCAAAUUGAUCAGAGAAGAGCAGAUUAAACUGAUAAUGACGAUACUUCUACUGAUCUUCUUGUUCCAGUUCCUCCCUAAAGUAUACCACUGCAUAUACUUGAUGAGAAAAAUGCAGAAGGUUACAGGUUAUAUCUUUGGGACGAUUUGGUGGGGUUUUGGCCUUAAUCUCAUUGCUUACUUCAUUGCUUCUCAUGUUGCUGGAGGAUGUUGGUAUGUUCUUGCUAUACAACGCGCUGCGUCGUGCCUCAGGCAGCAGUGUCAGAGAAGACCGAACUGUGACCUGUUUCUAUCUUGUUCCGAGGAGGUGUGUUAUCAGUUACUAGUACCUACAGGCACAAUCGGGAACUCCUGCGGUGGAAACUCAACUGCAGCUGUCAGGAAGCCCAUGUGCUUAGAUAUUGCAGGACCAUUCAAAUAUGGCAUUUAUAAGACUGCUCUUCCUGUUAUCGCUAGCAAUUCGUUGGCUGUCAAGAUCCUUUAUCCCAUCUUCUGGGGUUUAAUGACCCUCAGCACCUUUGGCAAUGAUCUUGAGCCGACGAGUAAUUGGCUAGAAGUGAUAUUCAGUAUAUGUAUAGUGCUUAGUGGUUUAAUGCUCUUCACAUUGUUGAUUGGUAAUAUCCAGGUGUUCCUACACGCGGUCAUGGCAAAGAAGCGGAAAAUGCAGCUAAGAUGUCGAGACAUGGAAUGGUGGAUGAGGAGGAGACAGUUACCUUCUCGUUUGAGGCAAAGAGUUCGCCAUUUCGAACGCCAGAAAUGGACUGCCAUGGGAGGGGAAGAUGAAAUGGAGUUAAUCAAGGACUUACCUGAAGGACUCCGGAGAGAUAUCAAGCGCUACCUAUGCCUAGACCUUAUCAAGGAGGUACCUCUGUUUCAUAACUUGGAUGAUCUUAUCCUUGACAACAUCUGUGACCGAGUUAAGCCUCUUGUCUUCUCUAAAGAUGAAAAGAUAAUAAGAGAAGGAGACCCUGUGCAAAGGAUAGUAUUCAUUGUUCGUGGGCGAAUAAAACGAAGCCAAAGCCUUAGCAAAGGCAUGGUAGCAACAAGUGUGCUAGAACCAGGAGGCUAUUUAGGCGAUGAGCUGCUAUCCUGGUGUCUUCGACGCCCAUUCAUAGACCGGCGUCCUGCCUCAUCUGCUACAUUUGUAUGUUUAGAAUCUACAGAAGCCUUCGGUCUUGAUGCCAACCAUCUUCGUUACAUAACUGAUCACUUCCGAUACAAAUUUGCCAAUGAAAGGCUUAAGCGAACUGCAAGAUAUUACUCAUCAAACUGGAGAACAUGGGCAGCAGUAAACAUACAAUUCGCUUGGCGUCGAUACAGGAUGAGGACUAGAGGUCCUGUGAUUCCUGUAACAACAGAAAAUGGAGGCACAGAUCGCCGUCUGCUGCAAUAUGCUGCUAUGUUCAUGUCAAUCAGGCCACAUGACCACCUUGAAUAAAUACAAGUUUAGCAAUUCUCCAGUCCUCUCCAUUGUUUCAAUAAAAUCUAGUUUCUUUCUUUAGGCUAAAAAAGUUCUCCAUGGUAAGCCACGGAAUUGAAUCUUUUUUUCUUCUUUUCUUGUACAAUGUGAACAUUUGAGAAAGAAAAAAAGAAAUCUUCAGAAGGUAAUAAAAAUUUACUCUGUUCAUUCA